AUGCCGACUCAGUCACCGCAGGAAGAUCUCGCUGGAAUUCACACGGCCCCCCUGAAGACAGCACAGCGCCCCAGGGAGACCCUUUCUUCCCUGUCCCCUGAGGCCCAGGAGAAGCACAGAUCCUGGCUUAGCUUCUGUGCACAAGGCCAGGAUAAACGGACCAUCACUGUCCAGGUCACACCGACGCCGCCUGGCUCAGAGCCAACUGCCGUGCCCAGCCAGUCUCAGGGGACCCAGCAGCUCCUCCAGGCAGAGAAGAGGGCGAAGGACAAGCCAGAAGAUGCCAAGAAGAGGAAAGGGACGUGACUGAAGCCAGAGAAGGAGGAAGCCAUGGCAGAAACCGACCAGUACAGAAUGCAGAGAGAGAAGGAGUUCCGACGGAGACAGUCCAAGGUAAUGGGCUCUCAGAGUAAUAUCUCAGAAGAAACAGAAGAGCAAAUGCUGGCGAGGAUGAAGGAGCUGGAGGAGCACCACAGCAACCACGUGGAAAGCGUGGUGGCGCAGCUUUUGAGCAUCGUCUGUGAUGUAAAAUCAGAAAUCCAUAUGAAUUACCGAGCCACCGACUAGACAUGUGGUGUAUGCAUUCCACGUGGCCACUCAUGGCUCCGUGUUUAGAUUAAGAAGUUGGAAAUGUAACUCUUAAAUUCACUUAA
Molecule: messenger RNA, 653 nt
Organism: Manis pentadactyla (Chinese pangolin)
Lineage: Eukaryota; Metazoa; Chordata; Mammalia; Pholidota; Manidae
Gene: ATP6V1G3
Product: ATPase H+ transporting V1 subunit G3
Biological process (GO): proton transmembrane transport
Cellular component (GO): vacuolar proton-transporting V-type ATPase complex
Molecular function (GO): proton-transporting ATPase activity, rotational mechanism
Source: RefSeq, a predicted model, not a curated record